ACUUUGAUAUCUCCUAAACCCUACAUCUUAUCUCUGUGUGUGGGUCUCUCUCUCUCUGUAUCGCUCGGAGCUCCAGCCAUGGAACUCUUCUCUCUCCAGUCCGUUCUCCUCCUCUCCAUCUUCCUCUACCUCUACCUCUACGUCUUCCUGCCACCUUCCCACAUCAAGCACACCAAGACCCCCGGCUUCCGCCUCUACCCCGUCGUCGGAGUCCUGCCGGACUUCCUCUGGAACCGCCACCGCUUCCUCGACUGGAUGGCCGGCGUCCUCCGCUCCGCCCCCACCAAUAGCGUCGUCUUCUGGCGCCCCGGCGGCGUCCGUGGCGUCCUCACCGCGAACCCCGCCGUCGUGGAGCACGCGCUCAAGACCCACUUCGAGAACUACCCGAAGGGCGACAAGUUCAUCGCCCUCCUCCGCGACUUCCUCGGCGAGGGGAUCUUCAACUCCGACGGCGAGCUCUGGCGGGUCCAGCGCAAGACGGCGAGCUACGAGUUCAACACCCGGUCGCUGAGGCAAUUCGUCAUGCACAACGUGACCGUGGAGAUUGAGUCCCGGCUGGUCCCGAUCCUGUCCCGGGCCGAGGCGGCGGGCCGCGUCCUGGACCUGCAGGACCUGCUCGAGCGCUUCGCGUUCGAUAACAUAUGCAAGCUCGCCUUCAACGUCGACCCCGGGUGCCUCGCCGGCGACGGCACCGGCGAGGGGGAGUUCAUGCGGGCGUUCGAGGAGGCCGCGAGGAUCAGCUCCGAGCGGUUCAUGUCCGCCUUCCCGCUGCUGUGGGUGCUCAAGAGGCGGCUCAACGUGGGGUCGGAGCGCCGGCUGAGGGAGUCGAUCGCGACCGUCCACAAGUUCGCGGAGGACAUCAUACGGUCGCGGAUGGAAGAGAGCAGGGAGGCUCACGACGAGGAUUUGCUCUCGCGAUUCAUCGGCCACGAAAGCGUCUAUGAGAAUGGCUCUGCCUCGACCGAGUUCCUCCGAGACAUCGUGAUCAGCUUCAUCCUCGCAGGGCGCGACACCACGUCGUCGGCUCUGACCUGGUUCUUCUGGCUGCUCUCUCUCCAUCCGGAAGUGGAGCGGAAGAUCUUGAGCGAGCUCGAGAAAAUCCGGAAGCAAAGCGGGAAGAGUUCUGGCGACCCGUACAGUAUCCAUGAACUGAGGGACAUGCACUACCUGCACGCGGCCAUCUCGGAGGCGAUGCGGUUGUAUCCGCCUGUGCCGGUGGACACAAAGGCCUGCCUGGAGGACGACGUCUUGCCGGACGGGACCUUCAUUGGGAAGGGCUGGUUCCUUUCGUAUGACACGCACGCGAUGGGAAGGAUGGAUGGGAUAUGGGGUGAGAACUGCCACGAGUUUGUCCCCGAGAGGUGGAUCGACGAGAGCGGGUUGUGCCGGACGGAGAGCCCGUUCAAGUACCCAGUUUUCCACGCGGGCCCGAGGAUGUGCCUCGGGAAGGACAUGGCGUUCAUCCAGAUGAAGUCGAUUGCCGCCUCCGUGCUGGAGAGGUUCGAGAUCGACGUGCUGGGUCAAGACGCGACCCGCGAGCACCAGCUGUCAUUGACGCUGAGGAUGAAGGGUGGACUUCCCGUGAGGGUGCGGAAGAGAUGCAUGGACUGAUAUCCUCCAUUGAGCUGCUGGUUGGCAAGAACAAAAUGGAUUCGCAAGCAUGUGAUGUAUAUGAAUAAUCUGUGUUUGUUUUUCUUACCGCGUAUUUAACUUUCUCAAAAGUUCCCAUGGUGGAAGCAAAGCUAAAGCAUUCCUUAAUCUCGACGAGACACCGCCUCUGGUGCCAAUAGCCAGAUGCAUCGAUCCAUGGAUAGAUCGAUCAAGCAUUUUGGAUCUCCAGAUACAACAAAGUUGCGCUUAGAGAAAUUUCGAAUAGGCAGUACGAUCGUGAAAUCCAAA
Messenger RNA from Eucalyptus grandis, 1899 nucleotides. RefSeq names its product cytochrome P450 94A2. The record is from RefSeq and is a predicted model, not a curated record. Gene Ontology annotation, molecular function: heme binding; oxidoreductase activity, acting on paired donors, with incorporation or reduction of molecular oxygen; monooxygenase activity. The transcript has 2 exons. Lineage: Eukaryota; Viridiplantae; Streptophyta; Magnoliopsida; Myrtales; Myrtaceae. Bases 79 to 1611 code for a protein of 510 amino acids.